AGACGAGAUACCUCGAAAGACUGAAAAUAUCAUUAGGCGGGCAACGGACGAAUCAACGGAUAAUUCCUUUAGAUUUCUCCUUCUCUGCUAGCUCCACCCACCUGAGAAAUCACCAGAUAAGCCGGCGGCGGUGGAGAUUGGAAUCACCUCAGCGAAUCUUCACCAGUCUGAAGACAGCUCCUAAUUUUGAGAAAUUUGUAUGGAGAGCUAGGGUUUCGAUUCGGCUAAUUGAAAAGGACUCCUGUUCUCUUCUUUCGCAGACACAGAAAUGAGCACUUCAGUGAUUCUCCGCGGUGAUUGUAGUCCAUUGCUGCUCUACUCGCCGGCGAUUUGCAGCUCUUGUUUUUGCGACCUUCGCUCCCCGCCAUCCUCCGCAACAUUCGUCGCUUCUUGCCGCCGGCUGAAACGGUAUCGGUCGAGAGAUUUGAAGCUUUGCCUGGCUCCAAAGCUCUAUGAGACAAGAAGGAUAGUUUGUAGAGCGACGGAGACGCAGAUUGAACCUGAGAACAAUGACGAUAAGGAAAAUGAUGCACCUGCAGGAAGCGAGGGAGAGGAAUCGGAAGUCGAUUCACCGGCUGAACAAGUUCCCCAGCCUGAUUCUCAGCCUAUAAUGCUGAAUCAAAUCAACAAUGUCAAUGGGGAAGCCAAAGCUGAAGGUGGAACCGUGGAGGUUGAGGAUGUGCAAGUUACUUCAGGGUCCCCUCUCCCAGGCUUGAAGACCCAACAGCUAGAUGAGUCAUUCAGGAUUCCAAAGGAAACGGUUGACAUACUUAAGGAUCAAGUGUUUGGGUUUGACACUUUCUUUGUCACAAGUCAGGAGCCCUAUGAGGGCGGAGUCUUGUUUAAGGGAAACCUGCGUGGGCAAGCUGCUAAAAGCUGGGAUAAGUUAACAAAGAGACUGCACACCAAAUUUGGCAAUGAGUAUAAACUUUUCCUUCUCAUUAAUCCGGAGGAUGAUAAACCAAUUGCAGUAGUAGUUCCAAGAAAGACACUGCAACCAGAGACAACAGCGGUACCUGAAUGGUUUGCAGCAGGCGCUUUUGGACUAGUCACAGUUUUUACCCUGCUUCUUAGAAAUGUACCUCAACUGCAGUCCAACUUACUAUCAACUGUUGACAACCCCGAGUUGUUGUACAAUGGCCUUCCUGGAGCCCUUGUCACUGCACUUAUUCUCGGGGUACAUGAGUUGGGCCACAUAAUCGUUGCUAAAGACGCUGGGAUUAUGCUUGGGGUUCCAUACUUUGUCCCAAGUUGGCAGAUAGGCUCCUUUGGUGCUAUCACAAGAAUAAGGAACAUUGUCUCCAAACGCCAAGACCUUCUCAAGGUUGCAGCUGCAGGCCCUUUAGCCGGCUUCUCCUUGGGUUUUGUCCUUCUUCUUCUGGGAUUCUUCUUACCGCCCAGCGAUGGAAUCGGCACCAUUGUGGACCCUACUGUUUUUCAUGAAUCAUUUCUUGUUGGCAGUCUUGCUAAACUGCUCCUAGGAGAUGCACUGAAGGAGGGUAGUCCGAUAUCUAUCAAUCCGCUAGUGAUAUGGGCAUGGGCUGGACUUCUAAUAAAUGCCAUCAAUAGCAUCCCUGCAGGAGAGCUUGAUGGAGGAAGAAUAUCUUUUGCCAUAUGGGGAAGGAAGACCUCGUCUCGCUUCACAGCUGCCUCGAUCAUCCUUCUCGGGUUAUCUUCACUGUUUAACGACAUUGCCUUCUUCUGGGUCGUUCUGAUAUUCUUCUUGCAGAGAGGUCCAAUCGCCCCAAUCUCGGAAGAGAUCACCGAUCCUGACGACAAAUACAUUUACCUCGGAGUAUUAGUUCUGGCGUUGGGGCUGUUGGUAUGCCUGCCAUACCCAAUCCCUUUUAGAGAAGACGUCAUGACGAGUUUCUUGUGAGGUGGGUAGUGGCAUUGUUAGUUUGUUACUCAAAUCCCCCAAAAGGUACGGUGGAUCUCUUUUACUUACUGCCAUUGUCGUCUACAUGGACCGCAGUUGUGUAAUCCGAGAACUCUUUUUUUGUUUUGUCAAAGAUAUUCCGAAUCGAAUUGAUAGAUAUGAAGAUAGUUAUAAUGAAAUGAAAUCAUCAAACUAUCAAAUAAGAGACUUUUUUAUGGUACAAAAUGGGCAGCAGCCUUUUGAUAGCUUAACGACAUUAACGUCACGAAUCCUGUCAUGAAAGUAUUCAUAAUGCGACGAUCAAAACUCUCGAGCCUCUACACGUUCAUCGGUGAUAGCAAUAGAGUGCGGUUCUGCAAAACUCGUCUUCUGCUCAUGAAAGGACAGCAUCAGCCAGGCUAGACCUGCACAAAUAAGAAACGAAAUUGCCACCAAAAUAUGUUGUUCCUUGAGGGUAAUAGUUUGCCUCUCUGUUAGCAAGACUGUGAUCAUGUCUUGAUGGUGGCUUAUUUAAUGGACAGGGACUAGAGCCAAGGGAACCAGAUGCAGAGCGGUGGGCGAGUAUACGCAUUAGAGAGGCGGCGACGGCUGGAGAAGACAACGAAGGGCAACCAACGUCAGCAUCACAAAGCAGAUACAGAGAGAUCUCAUAGGCUUUCUUUCAGCAGCCAAAUAUUCCUGCACUUGCAGAAUGUCGCUUGGCGAUUCGUCGUGUUCUAGAUUUUCUUGGUCUCGAUCUUCUCCGCCUUCCCAUGUUGCUGCUGUUUGCUCUGUUGACCUCUUCUUGCUCUUCUCCUGUGGAGACGGAGAACUUGGUCGAGCAAUUGAAGCGAUCCUGUAAGGCUGUAACUUGGCACCUCUUUUUGUCGUGAAAUGAAAAUGCUACUGCUG
Molecule: messenger RNA, 2770 nt
Organism: Linum tenue
Lineage: Eukaryota; Viridiplantae; Streptophyta; Magnoliopsida; Malpighiales; Linaceae
Source: the annotation of a GenBank genome assembly